Messenger RNA from Ananas comosus (pineapple), 5030 nucleotides. Its product is annotated as phytochrome C. Bases 1107 to 4526 code for a protein of 1139 amino acids. NCBI's taxonomy places the organism in Eukaryota, Viridiplantae, Streptophyta, Magnoliopsida, Poales, Bromeliaceae. The record is from RefSeq and is a predicted model, not a curated record. Gene Ontology annotation, cellular component: nucleus. The transcript has 5 exons. Gene Ontology annotation, molecular function: protein homodimerization activity; phosphorelay sensor kinase activity; photoreceptor activity. Gene Ontology annotation, biological process: regulation of DNA-templated transcription; red, far-red light phototransduction; detection of visible light.
ACUAUGUAGUUGAGCAUUAUAGCCAGGAUAGAGAGAGACGAAUAUGGAAGGUUUGUUUCAUUCUGGUGCCCUUUCCGUUCUUUCUGUUCUAGAACGGGAUGGGCGAGUGGAAUGUGAGAGGACCACGUUCGCUGCGAAUGGGACUUGUUCACGUGUGAGGAUCUGCCUCCGCUCCUCCUCCAUACUACACCAUCUUCUGUCCCAAGGCUCUUCUCUUCUUCCUUUCUUCUUCUACUGCACCGUCUUCUGUCCCAAGGCCCUUUUCUGUUAAAUGUGUUUUAAAAUUGAUAAUCGAUUUUAAUUUUAGAACUCCGUCUCGUCUCGUCUCGUCGACAGUUUUACGAUGUGUCUCAUUUGAAAAGUAAAUUAUAAAGAGAAAAUAAAAUGUCUGUUAGUGCAUAACAGAAGUCUCGGGUCGACACCGGAGGACUCCGACUCGUAACAUUUUCUUCUUCCUUUCUUCUUGUAGUGCUGCUUGUUUUACGAAGGUUGAGGAUUACUUUGAACUAGCAUUGCCCUUUCUUUAUUCCCCUGAUGGAUCUGAUGUAUAGCGAUUAAACCCCCCCCCUUUUUUUUUUUCUUUUCUCUCCAUUUGAAUUGAUUUAAUUCGGGGCAAGGUUUUCCCUGAUUGUCGGAUUUCCUCUCUUCGAUAGGGUUUGUUUCUAAGAGGUUCGGGGGGGCUUUAUAGAGUGAGUUAUUACCACGGAAACACAGAUUUCUUUUUCUCUUAUCUAGAAUCUACUUCUGAGGCAUCCUGUCGUCGCUUUCGUGUUUUCUUUACCCAGCUGAUAUCUUCAGCCCCCGAGCAUCCAAAUUUGCUCCGUUAGUGUUGGCUGCUUUUGCGCUUCAAAGCCGGUGGUCCGUGAUUCCGAUUUGCGCGGAAGUAUUGAGCCUUGGGAUUGAGGUUCCGAUUCUCGGUCGAAUCGAUCAGUCGCGGUAGCAGAGGGCCUGAAUCUCGGUUUGGACAUUCUCUGUAGGCGGUGGCAGAAGUAGAGAUGCUCUAACCCCCGAAAUCUCUAAGUCUCUGGGGAAAGAGCAGCUGGUUUGGGGGAAAGAAGGUGGGAGGCGUGUGGUUGUUGUAUUGUAUAGCAAGAAAGAAGAACGAGAUGUCGUCGUCGAGGUCGAACAGAGAGAGGACGUGCUCUCGGAGUGGCUCGGCGCGGUCCAAGCACAGCGCCCGUGUGGUCGCGCAGACCUCCCUUGACGCCAAGCUCCACGCAGACUUCGAAGACUCGGCGCAGCCUUUCGACUACCCGACCUCCAUGGGCGCCGCCAACCGCUUGAGCGGCGCCGGUGGCGCCGCUGCCGAGAGCAGCAGCGGCGUUCCCUCGACCGCCCUCGUCUCCCUCUACCUCCAGCGAUUGCAGCGCGGCAAGUUCAUCCAGCCCUUUGGAUGCAUGCUGGCCGUCGAGGCCGACACCUUCCGCAUCAUCGCGUACAGCGAGAACGCCCCCGAGAUGCUCGAUCUCACGCCUCACGCCGUCCCCAGCAUCGAACAGCAGGAUGCCCUGACCGUUGGUACGGACGUCCGGACGCUCUUCCGCUCCCCGAGCUCCGCCGCCCUUCAGAAGGCCGCAAGCUUCUCCGAAGUCAACCUCCUUAAUCCGAUUCUAGUCCACUGCAGAAUCUCGGGGAAGCCCUUCUACGCUAUCGUGCACCGGAUUGAUGUCGGAUUGGUCAUAGACUUGGAGCCUGUAAAUCCGUCCGAUGUGCCUGUGACUGCGUCUGGAGCACUAAAAUCCUACAAGCUAGCCGCUAAAGCCAUCUCUAGGCUACAGUCUUUACCCAGUGGGAAUAUUCCUUUACUGUGCGAUGUUUUGGUUCGGGAGGUGAGCGAGCUUACGGGUUACGAUCGGGUGAUGGCUUACAUGUUCCACGAAGACGAGCAUGGCGAAGUUAUAGCCGAGUGUAGGAGAUCGGAUCUGGAGCCUUAUCUCGGCUUGCACUAUCCUGCCACUGAUAUCCCGCAGGCUUCGAGGUUUCUUUUUAUGAAGAACAAAGUGAGGAUGAUUUGCGAUUGCACUGCUCCACCGGUCAAGGUAAUACAGGAUAAGAGACUAGCUGAGCCGCUGAUCUUGUCGGGCUCGACGUUAAGAGCUCCUCACGGCUGCCAUGCUCAGUAUAUGGCUAAUAUGGGCUCUAUUGCCUCCCUUGUCAUGUCUGUUACCAUUAACGAGGAUGAGGAAGAAACCGGCAGUGACCAACAACAGCACAUGGGGAGGAAGCUUUGGGGUUUGGUGGUUUGCCAUCAUACAAGCCCAAGGUUUGUCCCUUUUCCACUCAGGUAUGCUUGUGAGUUCCUGUUGCAAGUGUUCAGUAUUCAGCUGAACAAAGAGGUAGAGUUAGAGGCUCAAGCAAAGGAGAAGCAUAUCCUCCAGACCCAGACCCUUCUUUGUGAUAUGCUUCUGCGAGAUGCUCCUAUUGGUAUUUUCACUCAGUCGCCUAAUGUUAUGGAUCUUGUUAAGUGCCACGGCGCAGCACUUUAUUACAAAAAUCAAUUUUGGCUUCUUGGAACUACACCUUCUGAGUCGCAGAUAAAGGAUAUUGUGGCGUGGCUUUUAGAGUAUCAUGAUGGGUCUACAGGGUUGAGCACCGACAGCUUGGCAGAAGCCGGUUAUCCCGGUGCUUCUGCUUUGGGAGACGCAGUCUGUGGCAUGGCCGCAAUUAAGAUUACUUCAAAGGAUUUUAUGUUUUGGUUUCGAUCCCACACUGCAAAGGAGAUUAAAUGGGGUGGAGCUAAAAAUGAACCGGCCGAUAGGGAUGACGAGGGACGGAAAAUGCAUCCGCGGUCUUCGUUCAAGGCAUUCUUGGAGGUGGUGAAAUGGAGGAGCCUCCCAUGGGAAGAUGUUGAAAUGGAUGCUAUCCAUUCCUUGCAGCUCAUAUUGCGAGGUUCUUUGCAAGAUGAGCUUGUCAAUGAUAAUGCAAGGAGCAUUGUGAAAGCACCGUCAGAUGAUGUGAAGAAGAUACAAGGGCUGGAUGAACUGCGUACAGUUACAAAUGAGAUGGUUCGGCUUAUUGAAACAGCAACAGUGCCCAUUUUGGCUGUUGAUGCGUCUGGGAACAUAAAUGGUUGGAAUACAAAAGCGGCAGAAUUGACCGGAUUGCCUGUUCAGGAUGCAAUUGGUAUGCCACUGGCUGAUCUUGUUACGGGCGAGUCAGUCGAAGUGGUCAAAAACACCCUAAGCUUAGCUCUACAAGGAAAAGAAGAGCAGAAUGUGGAAAUUAAAUUGAAGACCUUCAAUCAAGAAGAAGACAAUGGGUCUGUAAUUUUGGUGGUCAAUGCAUGCUGUAGUCAUGACAUAAAGGAUAAAGUUGUAGGAGUUUGCUUUGUUGCACAAGAUGUGACAGGGCAGAAGAUGCUCAUGGAUAAAUUUACCCGCAUUCAGGGCGACUACACUGCAAUUGUAAGAAAUCCAAGCGAACUCAUCCCCCCAAUAUUCAUAAUUGAUGAGCAUGGUUGCUGUUCUGAAUGGAACGCAGCUAUGCAAAAGCUCUCUGGCAUGAAGAGGGAGUGUGCAAUAGAAAAAAUGCUUGUUGGAGAAGUUUUUGCUGUCCACAGUUUUGGCUGCAGAGUGAAAGACCAUGACAGUCUCACCAAGCUCAGGAUUGUGCUGAACAGUGUAAUUGCUGGUCAAGAAGCAGACAAGAUUUCAUUUGGAUUCUUUGAUUUGAAUGGAAAGUAUGUGGAAGCAAUACUUUCAGCAAGCAAGAGAACUAACUCCGAGGGUAAAAUAACAGGGGUUUUGUGCUUUUUACACGUAGCCAGUCCAGAGAUUCAGCAUGCUCUGCAGGUGCAGAAGAUGUCUGAGCAAGCUGCAAUGAACAGCCUCAAGGAAUUAACCUAUCUUCGUCAAGAGAUAAGGAACCCUCUAAAUGGAAUCUUAUUUACUCGUAGUUCAAUGAACUCUUCUGAUUUGACCAAGGACCAGAGGCAGCUUCUGAGAACAAGUUUUUUCUGUCAAGAGCAGUUGUCAAAAAUAUUAAAUGAUAUAGAUCUAGAAAGCAUCGAGCAGUGCUACAUGGAGCUCAACACGGUGGAAUUCAACCUUGGAGAAGUCCUGGAUGCAGUUGUAAUCCAGGGGAUGGCUCUAAGCGAGGAUAGACAAGUGCCUCUGGGCCGUGAUUGGCCUGCAGAAGUAUCUAAUCUGUACUUAUAUGGGGACAACUUGAGGCUGCAGCAGGUUCUAGCAAACUUCUUAUCUAGCGCACUCCAAUUCACACGACCGUCUGGAGGCUCAAUUCUACUUCGGGUCAUUCCUCGAGUGGAACAAAUAGGAACUCGGGUGCAAAUUUUCCAUCUUGAGUUCAGGAUAAUUCAUCCUGCACCUGGUAUUCCUGAGGCUUUGGUACAAGAGAUGUUUCACCAUAGCCAGGGUGCAUCGAGAGAAGGCCUGGGCUUGUUCAUCAGCCAGAAGCUCAUAAGGAUCAUGAAUGGCACCGUGCAGUAUCUGAGAGAAGCAGAGAGAUCUUCUUUCAUCAUUCUAGUGGAGUUCCCAUUGGUCCACCGUAAGCAAAGGAGAUUAUGAGGUUUGUUACUGGGUGGCGGGAAUAGAUAACAAUCUUGGUUCUCCUUGAACUUUGCUUGUUUAUGAGGCCCAUUUGGUGCCGGGUUUAGAACAUCCGCUGUCAAAGGCAAUCAGCAAACCUAACAUGGAAAAAAACCUACUACCUUAAUUUCAUUUCAAGUCGCUAUAUUAGUGAUUGAUGGAUGAAUAUAGCAGUUGUUUUGGGUCCUUCGUAUAUCUCUACCGCCUCUGCAUCAGAGGCGGGGAAAUAAAAUUGGAGCACUCUUUUUAGUCUCAAGGUUCCGCUUGAAAUUUAUUAGCAAAGAGUUGCCUAUGGUCUUUCCUUUGAAGAAGAAAUUGUUAGCAGAGGGUAUUUGUAUGUAACUUGUCAAUCACUUGAAAUAUUGUGUUUCAUUUUAUUUUAGGGUAAACUUCAAUUUAUCCCACUGUGGCUUUAUGUUAUAAGCAGCAGGUUGUUACGGUAAGCUCUACUACAAAACAAAAUUUAGUGUGAAUUAACAUAAA